Molecule: messenger RNA, 2668 nt
Organism: Toxoplasma gondii ME49
Lineage: Eukaryota; Apicomplexa; Conoidasida; Eucoccidiorida; Sarcocystidae
Exons: 2
Coding region: 415-1920 (501 amino acids)
Source: RefSeq, a predicted model, not a curated record
AUGGCCAGUCGCCACCAAAAUCCUUCCUUUUCCAGGAGACGUAGAGGAGUUACAGAUUCGUUCCUGUUGCAGUGAGGCCGUAUGUAGAGAUGUCAUUGUCGGGACAUAAUGGACGAAGCAGACGUCCAGUCUUCCUGCGUCCUGGUUGACCGUUGUCGGUGUCUCGUGGGAGUUGCGUCACGGUAUUUUUCCGUGGAAGCUGAUGUUCGGUAGCCUGGGCCCGAGUCCACUUCUCCUCACUCAGUGGACGUCUCGUAGAAACACAAAGAAGAGCCAAGAAAUACUAGUAAAGGGAACGGAAGAGUCAUCGCGCAGAAAGUGGCCUGUUGAUUGCCUCCUUGCUGAAUUCUACCCUCUGUCACAGCAAUCAGCUUUUAUGUUACUCUUCCACCUCUCCUGCAACUCUGCAGCGUCAUGGAACGCAUUGUUGUACUCGUGUCAGCGACAUUUCUCUAUGCCGUCGUGGGCAGGGCAUCUAUGGCAUCAGCAGAGAUGGCGUCCAGAACAAAGCGACUAUAUAUCCUCAUUUCCUUCCAUUGUGUGCUUUCUGAGAUUUUAAGCGGCCACGCCGCGGCGGAAGCCACGUCGAAGCCAGCGCGCCAGCCCGAAGGUGCGGGACGGUCUGCUUCCCCGUCACCUUCACUGUCACACGCUUCAGGUGUUGUUGUAGGGGCACGCCGGCGGAGGCUUGCCGAAGGCAGUCCCGGGGAGGAGCCUGAUCCCGUCCGUGAAUUGCUCGAUCUUGAGGAGGAGCUCGAAAACCUUCAUGCACUGCGGUUCAAAGAACGACUUGCGUUUAGGCAAUGUGUGAGGCACUGGGGUACUUUCGACGCCUACUGUCGAGAACACUCGAGAUGGAAAAGCAAGAUGGCGGCGGAUCCAGAGAGGAUGAGAGAUGCAUUCGAAAGGAAACAAGCAAGGAAGCAGACGGCUUGCAACGUUUGGGCGGCAUUGCUAGAUGCCGCCCGUGAGAAAAUUGAGGCCAUGGACAGGGAGAGGAAACAGAUGCAAAGUCGACUCACCAAGGAACAAACCUCCCUGUAUCUUGCCGCAAAAGCUGCCCGCGGUCGAGCUCAAAUCGGGGGUGAUAGUUCGCAUACCGCUGUGGGUGAGGCAGCAGUUGGUGCGAGCACGAGACCGCCGGCUACUGGUGAAAGUCCUACGCCAGGUGACUCUGGUUCCCUGGACGCCUUGGAUAACGAAUUAGCGCGACUAAGGCAGGUAAUUUCACUGGCGUUAGGCAAAUGGCAUCGUUCGCGCCGGGCUCUGAAGGAUCACUUAGAGCGCCGUGUACCGUCUACUCCGCCGGGUGUGCCUUCACCUGAACGAGACCGUGCCGGUGAAGCCCGAGCCGUAUGGGAGGCGCAACACCUCCAACUCGAACAAGAUGCUAAACAGGCACGCGAGGCCGUUGAUAAAUUUCGUGAGCGGUUGCGGGAACUUAACGCACAGAAAGCUGCACAUGAGAAGGCGCACGGUGUCUCUCCGGGCAGGAGAGGCUGUGAAAAUGCUCCUGUCCGCUUCUCCCGUCUUGGCAUUACCGUUGACGCACGUGAGGCGGCUAUACCGUGGUUUCAACGCCCUAAUUUUUUGACCUUGAGCCACCGCUGGAGUGGCGCGCCUCCUGAUCCAGCUGCACGACCGCCUCCUCGCUACAGAUAUACUGUGUUUACUGCUGAGGUACAACACGUAUCACGUCCAACUCUGAAGCCACGCAGCAAGCAUUCUCGCCUUCGUGUAGCUGAUCCAACCCGCGAGACAGGUGCCGAAACGAAGGCAAGCACGAGUACGUCUGGACUUGCAGGACCAUCAGAGUUCCAAAAUGAACGAGUGCACUGCGCUCUAUAUGGGACUGACGAAUCCGUCCUCGACAGUAGCGAGUCGUUGGCAAAACCGUGUUUUGUGAAAUGGCACGGCUGAUUUCGUUUCCGCCUGGCAGCUGGUUCAGCAGCAGGGGAUGCGAGUCUGUAGACAAAGCUGCCACAGUUGCCGGAGUCAUGACGAUGUGGAUGUCGUCUCCUUCUUCCGUGUUUAGAGCCAAUGCCAGAGGGUCACGUGGAAUCUUCCAACGCCACCGCUUUCCGCGUUACAGCGUCGGAGUGACCCCGCUGGGUGCUUUAGACCUCUCGUUUUGUCGCUGGAACAGGAGUCAGUCACGUUCGUAGUGCCGCGGCGAAUGUAUGAACUGCGAGGCUAGUUUCUCUUGGAGGUUGUUGGAAUAGCUCUCUGGAACAGGCACUGUUAGAGAACCGAGCCCAUCAGUAAUGUUCCCCGUGUAAUCUGAGAUCUCCAGUGAUGUGUAGGUGACUGACAUUGCGGUUAGCGUACGGAAGACAUCAGGAUGCCUUUCAUCUCUUCGAAUCGAUUCAACAGGUGCUUCAGAGAGGCGAUGUGUUUUCUUCGUUCAACCCACGGACGCUUUGAGAUGCGCCUGAACUCUCCACGGCUCCUCAACGUGCACAACAUGCAAGGCACUGGCUGAGUGUCGCUGCUUCUUCUGCUUCAGGCACUGCGACAAGCGAACCAGAUUCACCGGGCGAGGGAACAUCCGGGAUUGUCGCGAAGACGCCAAGAGCCAGAGCUGCCAAGAGACAGCGUCGUUCAAGUCCCCCCCGGCCACGUGAGCAUUUGUAGUGCAGGCAUGGAAGAGCUCACACCAGAAACCCCA